CCGUCGAAGAAGAGAGGCCAAAGCGAGCGCAGGCUGUGCGCACUGUCCGUCCCCGGCGGGGCGGGGCUGCCGCCUCCGGGACUCCCGCGUGUCCCUCGGCUGAGGGGUCCGCGGGAGGCUCCGGCGCACAAUGCCUGCGAAGCGGGGUCCUUGCUAAACGGGGCAGUCCAAGCGCGCCCCGCUGAAUAAUGGCGCGUCAUCCCGAACAAGCCCCUUCGAGGCAGGAGGGCGCCUUUUGUCUCUCUGGCUCGCCCGCGGCUCUAUAAAAGACCCCUCGGCUGGCGAGGCAGCCUUAGAGCGAGCUCAGGCGCGCAGCCGCACGCACACCAAACCAGCAGCUCUCCUGGAGAGGGAGGGGGGAGAGAGAGAGGCGGGGAAGGGGGAUCUCCUCCUCUGUCUCGACCACUUUCAUUCUCGAAGGCAGAAGAGCUUGGUGGCCCUCCUGCCUGCCGGCUUGCCAUUCCUCCUCCUGUUCCUCCUUCCCCUCGAGCGGGGAAGUCCUUUCUUGCACCUUCCCGGCCACUGCAGCCAGACCAUGAAUUCUGACUCCAGCUCUCUCUCCAGCAGAGCCUCCUCGCCAGACAUGGAGGAGAUGUACCUGCGGGACCAUCAUCAUCACCACCACCACCACCACCACUCGGUCUCGUCGACGCAGAGCGAGGUGGGCCAGCGCGGGCCGGGAGAGGGCCUCUCUCGUGCCGGCUCCAAGGGCUCGUCGAGCGAAAGCAGCAAGUACAAGAUCAAGAAACAGCUGUCCGAGCAGGACCUGCAGCAGCUGCGGCUGAAGAUCAACGGGCGCGAGCGCAAGCGGAUGCACGACCUCAACCUGGCCAUGGACGGGCUCCGCGAGGUGAUGCCUUACGCGCACGGGCCGUCGGUGCGCAAGCUCUCCAAGAUCGCCACGCUGCUGCUGGCGCGCAACUACAUCCUGAUGCUCACCAGCUCCCUGGAGGAGAUGAAGCGGCUGGUGGGCGAGAUCUACGGCGGCCACCACUCGGCCUUCCACUGCGGGACAGUGGCGCACUCCGCCGGGCACCCGGCCCACCCGCCGGGUGCCGUGCACCCUGUGCACCCGAUCCUGGGCGGCGCCUUGUCCUCGGGGGGCAACCCGUCGCCGCUCUCUGCUUCCUUGCCGGCCAUCGGCGCCAUCCGGCCGCCGCACUCGCUGCUCAAGACCCCCCCGGCGCCGCCGGCCCUGCAGCUCGGAGGGGGCUUUCAGCACUGGGCCGGCUUGCCUUGUCCCUGCAGCAUCUGCCAGAUGCCCCCGCCGCCGCACCUCUCGGCUCUCACCACGACGGCCAGCCUGGCCCGGAUCUCCACAGAAGCCAAGGACCUGCUGAAGUGAACUCGCCGCCGCCUCUCAGAGGGGGCCUUGGCCAAGUCUCUCGCCCGCCCGCGGGAGGGUCUAGCGAAGACCACCGCCCGCCCCCUCGGGGAAAAAACCUCUCGCUGCCCGGGAAGCCGCGGGGGGGGGGGGCAAGCCGGAAGGACUCGAGAAGGUGAAGCAGCCCAGAGGUCCCGCGGUGUCGUCGCAUGCUUGAUUCUCCUCCUCCAACUCCUGUUUCCCCCCCCCCUCUCUCUCGCU
Messenger RNA from Lacerta agilis (Sand lizard), 1585 nucleotides. RefSeq names its product oligodendrocyte transcription factor 3 (gene OLIG3). The coding region runs from base 536 to 1345 and encodes 269 amino acids. NCBI's taxonomy places the organism in Eukaryota, Metazoa, Chordata, Lepidosauria, Squamata, Lacertidae. The transcript has a single exon. The record is from RefSeq and is a predicted model, not a curated record. Gene Ontology annotation, molecular function: protein dimerization activity.